Messenger RNA from Temnothorax curvispinosus, 1125 nucleotides. RefSeq names its product RNMT-activating mini protein. Gene Ontology annotation, molecular function: RNA binding. The transcript has 2 exons. Gene Ontology annotation, biological process: RNA 5'-cap (guanine-N7)-methylation. Bases 169 to 474 code for a protein of 101 amino acids. The record is from RefSeq and is a predicted model, not a curated record. NCBI's taxonomy places the organism in Eukaryota, Metazoa, Arthropoda, Insecta, Hymenoptera, Formicidae.
AGAGCAGACUUAACGCCUGUCCUUAUGCUGAUGAGAACAUUUACCGAACAUAACCUCCACUUGUAGCUCGAGCGAAAGGUAUUUAGCGAUUGUUUAGCGAAUUGCGGCGAAUAUAAUAAGAGGCUAAAUCGAGCGAGAGCGUGAAAUGUUUCAAAUUGUACGCUAAUCAUGACGGACAGUACUUUGACAAGCGAGCAAGCGAAGUUUAUAGAGGAAUGCGAGGAGGAGUUCAAGGACCGUUAUACGGAGAACGACAGCGAUUUCAUGAAGAUCAAGACGCAGGAGCCGAAAAGGCCGCCAAUCGUCGAUCCUUGGUACAACAAGCCACGCAGGCACGACUGGUCACGUCAGAAUCAAAAUCAAAACCACGAUAAACGUAAUCAUCACUGGGAUCGUCGUAACAAUGACAGAAACGAGAAGCUGGAGCGGCACGCUGGCAGACACUUCAUGCAUCAUCGGCAAAGAAUGUAUUAAUUAUACAGCGACACAAGCAGGGAGGACUCUAAUGACUGAGCGUGUGGAAACUUUUGUUUAACAUCAUUGUCCCCCUUAUUGUUUCAUUAAUAGGUGAUAUUUAUAAGAUAUUUACACGUAUAACACGUUUGUUUACAUAUUUUUAUCGUAAGGACUGUCUAAACGAAUCUAAAGUAUUCAUUUCUAGAUAUAAAAUAUUUGUUUAUAUACAUAUUUUCUUAUUAAUAGAUAAUGUAUGACGUAGCGUAAAGCAUUGAUACUUAAUAAUAUAAAUAAGCAUCAAUGCAAGGAAUAAUAAUUUUAUAUUCAAACGUUCUCGGCAUUAUAUCAGUGGAGUCGGUUAUAAUUUACUUCAUUUGCACACCGAAAUUAUGAAAUCACAGGAGCAUACUUUCCAUAACAAAGAUACAACGUUUUCUUUUUUGUACAAGGUCGCACAAAAUGAAUGGAAGAAUUUCCAAUUGUGCAAGACUUGAUCUUGCUGUACAAUAGAGAAGACAAUAUUUUAUUUAUGUACGUAGCAUAUUCUCUCUAAUUAUAAUGAGCUGAAGGAUGUUGAAAUAUAGGAUUCGUGGCUUACGCCAUCAAUAAAUGGACGGUUAUACUUAAUUCAAAUAUUCGAAAUAAAAAUAUGAAUAAUAUACAAUUUAA